CUGCUAGUAUACUAUAUAUACCUUUUGAAGGCAGCUUUCACCAAAGCAAAAAAUUAAAGAGAAGAACAGCGAAAGCUAUUUCUUCGAAUUCAUUAGAGAAAAAGAAACAUGCCCAUCGACUGUUUAGUUUUGGGGGCAGGACAGGAGGUAGGAAAGAGCUGUGUUGUGGUGACUAUAAAUGGCAAGAGGAUAAUGUUUGACUGUGGGAUGCAUAUGGGGUACAUGGACCAUAACAAAUACCCAGAUUUCUCUCGUAUCUCUAAGACUCGUGACUUCAACAAGGAGCUCUCAUGCAUCAUCAUCACUCAUUUCCACCAAGACCAUAUCGGAGCUCUUCCAUAUUUUACUGAAGUUUGUGGGUACAAUGGCCCCAUAUACAUGACGUAUCCAACAAAAGCUUUGGCUCCAUUGAUGCUGGAAGAUAAUCGCAAUGUGAUGCUUGGAAGGGGAGAAAAGGAGCAAUUCACUUCUGAGCAGAUCAUGGAAUGCAUGAAAAAAGUUAUUGCAGUGGAUUUAAAGCAGACUGUGCUGGUUGAUAACGACCUCCAAAUUCGAGCAUACUAUGCUGGACAUGUUCUUGGUGCUGCAAUGUUUUAUGCUAAAGUGGGCGAUGCUGCUAUGGUAUACACUGGAGAUUAUAAUAUGACAGCUGAUCGACAUCUUGGAGCUGCUCAAAUUGACCGGCUGCAGCUGGACCUUGUCAUAACAGAGUCAACUUAUGCAACCACCACCCGUGAUUCCAAAUAUGUUCGGGAGAGGGAGUUUCUCAAAGCAGUUCACAAUUGUGUUGCUAGUGGAGGAAAGGUGCUCAUCCCUGCAUUUGCUCUUGGAAGAGCUCAGGAAAUCUGUAUGCUAUUGGAUGACUAUUGGGAGCGGAUGAAUCUUAAUGUUCCUAUUUAUUUAUCCGCAGGUUUGACUAUUCAAGCUAAUAUGUACUAUAAAGUUUUCAUAAACUGGACCAGCCAAAAGGUGAAAAAUAGUUCCACAACACGCAAUGCAUUUGACUUCAAAAAUGUUCGCAGUUUUGAUCGUUCCAUGAUAAAUGCUCCUGGACCUUGUGUCUUGUUUGCUACUCCGGGCAUGUUAACUGGAGGAUUUUCACUUGAAGUUUUCAAGCAAUGGGCUCCGUGUGAACAGAACCUGAUAGCACUUCCAGGAUAUUGUGUGGCUGGGACAGUAGGACGCAAGUUGAUGUCAGCUAAAACUCCUGCCAUAAUAAAUGUUGAUAAAAACACCCAGAUUGAUGUGCGUUGCCAGAUUCAUCGGCUGUCUUUUAGCGCACAUACUGAUGAUAAGGGAAUCAUGGAUCUGGUCAGAUUUCUAUCACCUAAACAUGUGAUACUUGUCCAUGGGGAAAAGACCAACAUGGCAAAGCUCAAAGAGAAAAUUGAAUCUGAUUUGGGGAUCCUGUGCUUUUAUCCUGCAAAUAACGAGUCUGUGCCCAUUCCCUCAACUCUCUAUAUUAAAGCUGAUGUAUCCAAAUCAUUUCUCAAAAGUUCUUUGAGCCCAAAUUUCAAGUUUCUAAAAACAAUUUCAAGAGCAGACGCUGAUGAGAGAGCCAAGUCUUCUGUACAAGUAUAUGAUGACAGAGUAGCUGAAGGGGCACUCAUCAUGCAGAAAAACCCAAAAUUUGUACACCAGAAUGAGCUAAUGGUCAGCUUAGGAGCAGAAAAUCAUGAAGUUCUGGUUGCUUACUGUUGUCCAGUGUGCGUCUCUGAUGAGCUCAAAGAUGUAGCUCCGUCACCAGGAGAAAACAUGCCUCCUGUGCUUGAUAAACGCUCCUUGGUACAUUUAUUAUAUACAAAACUCUCCAAUGAUUUUCAAGAUGUAACUAUUCAGAAUGAUGGAGACCAUCUCCAGAUAAAGUCAUUUACUGUCUCUCCUUGUCUGAAGGAGAUGUGUCCUCAUAGAAUACAGGUUAAUCCUGAUUGCACAUCUAAAGCAGUAAACUUCUGCUGCACGUGGUCAAUGGAAGAUGAGAAACUUGCUUGGGGGGUCGUCUCAAUCAUGAAGGAUUUGGAGUUGAAGACUGGUUAAGUGAUCGUGCUCAUUUAGAAUUGGAAAAAAUGUUCUGAUGAGGGUCCUUAGUGGAGACAUAAUCCAGUUUACUCUCUUGUGAAAUGUCAAGAACCUUCAUGUACUCGAUGUUUGAAAAUUACAGCAUCUGGAGUAGUUGACUGUAUCAAGAGCCUGUGUAUAGUCGUAUCGUUUAUAAUUAUUGUGGGUUUACGGAAGAGGAAUGAAGUAUCCGAAGAAAAAUCAAUUGCAGUUUGAUUGUAUUAAGUGCUAAUGUGAUGUUUACAUUUUUUGCGAUGAGGAAUUAUUGAGCUCUUUGGGGCUAUAGCUUGUUUUGUGCCCAUGACAACACUUAGCUGUGCUUAGUGCUUUUGUUGCCAUACAAAUUUUUAUUUCCUUCUUUGGUGAAA
This is a messenger RNA of Capsicum annuum, 2426 nucleotides long. RefSeq names its product cleavage and polyadenylation specificity factor subunit 3-II. The record is from RefSeq and is a predicted model, not a curated record. Gene Ontology annotation, biological process: snRNA processing. Gene Ontology annotation, cellular component: nucleus. The transcript is spliced from 13 exons. NCBI's taxonomy places the organism in Eukaryota, Viridiplantae, Streptophyta, Magnoliopsida, Solanales, Solanaceae. Bases 109 to 2037 code for a protein of 642 amino acids.